GUGAAGAUGAUGAAGAGAAACCUCAGUCCUCACAGCUUCAUCAAAGACAAACUGAACAGAUGGAAACAGAAGCGAAUGGAGAGGACCGCGGAGGACCAGAACCAGCCUUGAACUCGGAUCCAGAUACACAUUUACAACCAGAUAAUGACGACGAGGCUGAAGACUCUUCUGAACCCGAGACUGAUGACAGCGCCGAUUGGAAGGAGACCAGAGAACCUCAGUCAGGUUUAAACUCUCUGAAAAAUGACUCGAGAUGUAAGGCCGGUGAAAAAACACUUAGCUGCUCUGAGUGUGGGAAGAGAUUUGUCACCAAGACACACCUGAAGAUACACAUGAGAUCGCAUACAGGAGAGAAACCUUUUAGUUGCUCCGAUUGUGGGAAAAGGUUUUGCAUCAUUGGACAUUUGAAGGACCACGCAAGACGUCACACGGGCGAGAAACCAUUUCAGUGCCCUGAAUGUGGGAAAACAUUUGUAACAAAGUCCCAUCUGAAGAGACACACGAGAAUCCACACAGGAGAGAGACCCUUUAGCUGCUCAGUAUGCAGCAAAACCUUCAGUGGAAGCGGAAACCUGAAGACACACAUGAUAACUCAUACAGGAGAAAGGCCUUUCAGUUGCUCAUUCUGCAUGAAGUCCUUCACACAGAGUGGAACCCUAAAGGAACACAUGAACAUCCACACGGGAGAGAAACCGUUCGGCUGCUCAGUGUGUGGUAAAGCUUUCCGUGGGAGGGGGAAUCUGAAAAAGCACAAGAGAAUCCACACAGGCGAGAAACUCUUCGGCUGCAGCGUUUGUCACAAAAGAUUUGCCUGGCCCGAACAGGUCAAAAGGCAUAAAUGCGUUGGACGCCAGUCCUCACAGCUUCAUCAAAGACAAGCUCCACAGACGAAAACGGCGGCUGAUGGAGAGGACCGUGGAGGACCAGAACCAGCCGGGAACUCAGAUCCAGAUACACAUUUGCAACCAGAUAAUGAAGACAAUGCAGGAGACUCUUCUGAACCUGAGACUGAGAAAGACUGGAAGGAUCCUGAAAGUAACCCAUUCCGUUGUUCUGUGUGUUCCAAAACAUUUAAACACAGGGGGAAUUUGAAUAAACACGUGAGAACUCACACUGGAGAGAAACCGUUUAGUUGCACCUUGUGUAGUAAAAGGUUUUCUCAAAAAGCAGGCCUGGACUACCACUUGAAAACGCACACAGGAGAGAAACCGUUUAGCUGCUCAGUUUGCGGUAAGACGUUUAGGAACAAAGGAGCCGUGACGUACCACAUGGUGAAGCACACCGGGGUGAAACCGUUCAGCUGCGGCGUCUGUGGCGGGAGAUUCUUUUGGCGUUUUCAGAUCAAAAAACACAAGUGUCUCAGGGAGUUCUCACAGCAAAGAAGAAGAAGAAUUGGCUUUAAUGGAGAGAACUGUGAAGGGCCAGAAGCAGCCAGACGUUCAACACAAGUUGCUAAUAAAACGACAGAACUGGCAUCUGAAGCUGACGACAGUGAUGACAUUGGGUUUUGGAAAGAGACCAGGCAACAUCAGUCAGGGUUCACUUAUCAGAGAUGUAAAAAAGUUCCCUCAAGUGAUGGAUGCAACACUGGCGGCUCUGCUGACAAGGUUCAAACCGAAGCCGGGACUGACGAAAGUGUUGAUUUUGGCAGACCGACCGGCCACCCUCAGUCACGUCUAAGGCUUCUGAAAACCGAGCACGUUCCUGUCAGUGAUACAGAACGUGAUACUUACACGAAGCCAUUCAGCUUCUCCGAGUAUCGUGAAAGAUGCGAAGACGGUUGCACUCUGCUGACACGCAAGAACUCCCCCACAGAUGAGCAACCAUUCAGUAGCUCACUUUGCGGGAAAGGAUUUGCCACAAGACUUCACGCAGCACUGAUCCACAGUAGUCAUACAGGAGAGGAACAUUUUACAGAACGAGGAAGUCUGAGCCAAGACAUAGUGGUCCGUACAGGGGUACACAUGGGGGUAAAGCAGGAGGACCCAGAGCCCCCAAACAUUAAAGAGGAACAAGAGGAACUUCGGGUCAGUCAGGAGGGAGAGCAGCUUCAAGGGCUGGAGGAGUUCGUCAAGUUCCCAUUCACUCCUGUCCCUGUGAAGAGUGAACAUUAAGACUUUGCCGCAAAUGCUGACCGAUAACCGGAGCUUCCCGCGACUUCCACCAAUCGCAACAGUUUCCCGUGGCAGACUUUUGCCCCAGUAUCUGACACUGAGAGCCACUGACCUACCGGGUUGAAGUAACACACCACAUGAAGCUAUGUGAACCAUUUUCUUUAUUUUCUGAGCCUAACCCUAAGCCUUUCGUUAAAAAAAGCAGGUGGAUGAGCAUUAAGUUGUUAAAGUUCACUCAUUUAGCGGCUGGCUCUACUGAGCAGGGGAUUGUCUUUUAAUCCUACAUAUAGCAGUAACAAAACAAAUCAGGGAAAAGAGUAGAUGGGAUGUACAACAGCACUAGCCUGAAAAUCCAGACCCAAAUCCGAAAGAUUAAGGGUCUGGCAUUGAGUAAUGAAAAUGGCCCAACUCGAGGGGCG
This is a messenger RNA of Sander lucioperca (pikeperch), 2533 nucleotides long. RefSeq names its product oocyte zinc finger protein XlCOF6-like. The transcript has a single exon. Bases 60 to 2114 code for a protein of 684 amino acids. NCBI's taxonomy places the organism in Eukaryota, Metazoa, Chordata, Actinopteri, Perciformes, Percidae. The record is from RefSeq and is a predicted model, not a curated record.